Molecule: messenger RNA, 606 nt
Organism: Pelagomonas calceolata
Lineage: Eukaryota; Pelagophyceae; Pelagomonadales; Pelagomonadaceae
Source: the annotation of a GenBank genome assembly
UACUGCAAUUCCACUUGCCAACAUGACCACUGGCGCCGCGGCCACAAGCAGAUCUGCAAGAAAAUACACCGCGGCGGCAACGCGGAACAAUACCACGCGAACAAAAAAUACAAGGAGGCCCUCGCCGUCGUGGUCGAGGCGUGCGCCGGGGACGCGAAGGGGCAGACUUGCUACAUCUGUCUCGAGGCCGUCCAUCCGAGCACGGGAGAAGGCCUCGUGCGCGGAUGUGGGUGCCAGGGAGACCAGGGCUUCGCGCAUGUGUCGUGUCUGGUGCGGCAGGAUGAGGUUUCGCUCGAGGACAGCAAGCGCCAAGACCCAAUAGUAGGCCUAGUUGCCAAGCACAAAACCGAGGAAAGCCUGGCCGAGGGCGUUUUGGAUACGCUUGAAGAUCGUUACAAAUCAGGGUUAUCAUGUAAACUGUGCAAGAAACAGCACAACGCCAUCAUACUGCAUGCACUCGGAUGGGGACAUUGGCAAAGGUGCGCAAGUAAGGCAGAGCAGCCUUUGACUGAAGACUAUACUCAAAUUUCAGCGGCGCUUACGUAUCUCGGGGUGUGCUUAGCCGAAUCGGGUCGGAUGACGGAAGCAAUGAAGGUGGGCGAAGCA